AUGACUGUUUGUCCAUAUUAUCUGCGCGGAGAUUGCAGAUUCGGUGCAAAUUGCAGAAACGAACAUCCAAACCCAAAACCAUCUGGCGCCGCAUGGGGCAGCAACGCCCCCUCUACAAGCGCAGCAGGCUCGGGCACUGUUGCCUUCAAUGCAGAGUCGAUAAAACGCGACUUUGAACCAUCCGACAAGCCAAUAUGGCCCCUAUCGUCAUACGGCGUCGCAAAAAACGAGCCAAACUUUCUUUCAGGACUCGAUAUCUCGCCAGAAGAGCUCAGAGCACGCGCAGUAGACAGACUGAAACGCGGAAGAAGUCAAUCCUAUACCGAUUACGAAGCAAGCAUGAUACAGAAUGCGAGCCAAGUAUAUUCAAAGGUCACAACUGAUCCGCAGGGCGCGUUCCAAACCGCCUUUCAACUCUCCAAAGGAAUCGCACCGACUGCUCCGCAAGCCGCUCCACAAGCCGCUCCGCAAGCGGCGUCCUCGUCCGCCUUUGGAGCGCCAUCAACUUCGGCAUUCGGCAGCACAUCAGCCUUUGGGAAACCAUCCGCACCAGCAUUCGGACAAUCCGCUUUCGGUCAACCCGCCGGUGGCUCAGCGUUUGGUCAACCUAGCGGCCCCUCGGCAUUUGGCACAUCCACAUCGACUAGCGCCUUUGGGAAACCGGCAUUUGGAUCGAGUACAGCUCAGCCAGCGUUUGGCGCGUCGACGUUUGGACAACCAGGUGGCGCAAGUGCAUUUGGCGCGUCGACAUCAGGCGGUGGAUUUGGCGCAUCAACAUCUGGUUCCACCCCGGCGUUUGGUGCAUCUACCUCUGGAGGCGGAUUCGGUGCUUCGACCGCCAACACCAGCUCGGCAUUUGGAGGCGCCGCAACCAGUGGUGGAGGGUUUGCUGCGUUUGCGUCCAAACCGGCUGGAUUUGGACAACCUGCAUUUGGGCAAUCUGGCUUUGGUGCACUUGCAGCAAGUGCACCGCCAGGAGGUACUCCAGCGUUUGCGCAACCAGCUACUGGCGGAAGCGCGUUCGGUACCUCGACAUUUGGCCAACCCUCGACCACGACAACAACAACACCGUUUGGUGGCUCUGCCUUUGGAGCAUCUCAGGGAGGAGGUGGAGGUUUCAGCGCGUUUGCGAGUACUGGGCCGUCUGGGUUCGGAGCGUCGACUACCACGACCAAUCCACUCAACCCUCCCUCUACGAGCACUUUCGGUCAAGCACAACCACCACCAGCGAGUUCAAACCCACUCGACGCGCCCAGUACCGGUGCGGCGCCACAGAGUGCCUUUGGAUCCGCAUUCGGCCAACCAGCAUCUGGGUUUAGCCAACCGGUAGGACUAUCCGGGUUUGGCUCAAUGGGACUCGGAGGAUCCUCGACCACAACAGCUCCGGCUCCAGCUCCGACCACGACAGCACCAGUAAAUCCAUUCGGGCCACGCCCAGGCGCUACCACGACAAGCAACCCAUUAAACACCUCAUCUCCAUUUGGUGCGUCGACAGCACCGGCAAAUCCGUUUGGACCACGUCCAGGCGCAGCCACGACGAACAAUCCAUUAAAUUCUUCAUCUCCUUUUGGUUCAUCGACAGUACCAGAAAAUCCGUUUGGUUCCACGUCGGUGCAACCGGCAUUUGGGACGUCUACAUUUGGACCACCAUCGGCGUUCGGGGGCACACAACCAUCCGCCCAACCCCCUGCGCAAGCCGCGCGGCCACCUACUGUGGCAGAGGCCAACAUCUUUGCGUCUCUUUCGAUACCAUCGACAUACAGCCGACCUAUCACGGAUCCAUAUGCCUCCCAACUCCCGCCAAACUAUAUGGCUAUGCUCCCUCAAGACGUCAAAGAUGCUUUCACCUCGGAAAGGUUUACGUUUGGACAAGGCGUUGGAAUUCCGACUUGGAUACCGCCGUUGGAAAUGCGAUAA
Serendipita indica DSM 11827 is the source of this 1917-nucleotide messenger RNA. The record is from the annotation of a GenBank genome assembly. Lineage: Eukaryota; Fungi; Basidiomycota; Agaricomycetes; Sebacinales; Serendipitaceae.